UUUUUUUUUUCCUUCAGACAUGACAGAUGUUCGACAUGCUCGAACGUUAGGAAUUACUCAUCUUUUUAAGUGCUGAAGCGGAUGAAAGCCGGUCCAGUUAGACUCUCCUUCCCCCUCAGAACCGGUCCGAGAAACAAUUCUCUCCCCCAUUUGGUCCCACCCAAAUCGCAGUCGCUCGGAGUUUAUGGGUAUCUUCUCUCCGGAAAACAAAUAUGUUUUGUGAGGUGGAAUGUCAAGUAUAUGUGCGGAUCCCCACUGAAAACCUGGACAGAAAUUAUUUGGUUCCCCAGAGAACAAUUUUAUCGUGUCUUUUGAAGAGCAUGUUGAUAUGGAAGGCCACAAAGGAGCAUGGUUACUUCCUUGCCGUAACUAAAUUGAAGAGCAUAGGCAAGGGAGAGUUUGAGGAGUCAUCAAGGAGUAUCUUCUUCCCGGUAGCUUUCUUCUUUCGCACCUUCUUACCUGCGAAUGGAGAGAUCAUGCAUGGAGUCGUAAACGUGGUGCAUAGACGCGGGGUGUUCUUAAAAUGUGGACCCAUUAAAUAUGUCUAUCUCUCGGUUCGAAAGAUGCCAAAUUACUACUAUGUUGGCGGGGAAAAUCCACACUUUAUCAAAGAUGAUCUCUCGAGGAUAGAGAAAGAUGUUGUGAUCCUUUUCACGGUAUUCGCUGUGAGAUGGACAAAGAAAAGAGGGGAAAUUGAGAGAGAGUUCAUGAUUCUUGCUAGUUUAGAAGGCAAUGGUCUCGGACCAGUUUCCAUGGCAGGAUAUGAGGAAUUGGAUUUGUAAAGAAGUCGCGUGGAUGUAUCGUGGAUGGUAAAUGUUAGAUAAACUUCUGUUUACUUUGUAGUUUUGCUACAGUGUUAAUGGAUGGUAGGUCAUAUCAUACUUUUGUUUGUUUACUAGACUAUUAACUGAAAAUAUAGUUUUAGAUUAACCAAAAUGUAAAAGAUUGGGUACUAUUUUCAUGGGUUUAUAAUUUUAUUUUUGUGUUUAUCCA
Cornus florida is the source of this 993-nucleotide messenger RNA. RefSeq names its product DNA-directed RNA polymerase V subunit 7-like. Gene Ontology annotation, molecular function: single-stranded RNA binding; single-stranded DNA binding. Bases 213 to 782 code for a protein of 189 amino acids. Gene Ontology annotation, biological process: DNA-templated transcription initiation. Lineage: Eukaryota; Viridiplantae; Streptophyta; Magnoliopsida; Cornales; Cornaceae. The record is from RefSeq and is a predicted model, not a curated record. The transcript has 2 exons.